CCCCAAAUCCCAAAUCCCAAACCCUACACGAAUCAGUGCAGCCUCCAGCGCCAACGCAUCGAGCUCCGCUUCUGCCUUCCUUCCGCGCGCUACUCCGGCCAUGGCUGAACCCGAGGUGGCGGUGGCUGCAGCCGCAGCCAUGGAAACCGAGGCGCCGGCAGCCGCUGGUCUGAAGCGGGAGCGGGAGGAAGUGGGUGAUCCCGCCGCUGAGGGCGGCAAGGCGGCGACGGAGGAAUCGGCAGCGGCCAAGAAGCCGAAGGUAGAGGGGGAGGUGAAGGUGGAGAAGGAGAGGGAGGAUGGCAAGGGAGAGGAGGCGGAGGGGAAGGCGGUGAAUCUGGGGCCGAAAGAGUUCGCCUCGGCGGUCGAGAUGUUCGAUUACUUCUUUGCCCUGCUUCACUCCUGGACGCCUCAGCUUGACUUCAAUAAGUAUGAACAAAUGGUGUUGGAGGACCUGCUUAAGAAAGGCCAUGCUGAACCCACUAAGAAGAUCGGGCCAGGAGUUGAAGCAUUUGAGAUCCGCAACCACCCGGUGUGGCAAAGCCGCUGCUUCUUUGUUCGUAGAGUUGAUGGAUCUGCGGAUGAUUUCAGCUUCCGCAAAUGUGUUGACAACAUACUGCCUCUCCCUGAGGACAUGAAGAUUGGCAACGGCAAGAAGUCCGGCGGCCACCAUAAGGGUGGUGGGGGCCGAGGAGGACGAGGAAGGGGGCGAGGUGGUGGGCGCGGAGGGCGUGGCCGGGACAGGAGAGGUGACUAGGAACUUACUAAGCCCUGCAAUUUUGCCUGUUUAAUGCCCCUGGUGUCAUGAAAAUGAAGGGCAUUUACCUUAUUUGGUGUGAUCUUGUUAGCCUGUCCUAAAGACCUAUGCCGACUUCUGUACCGUGAAACUGCGAUAUGAUCUAUGCGUAAUGCUUGCGCCAUGAUGUUCUUAA
Messenger RNA from Phragmites australis (common reed), 929 nucleotides. Its product is annotated as protein EMBRYO DEFECTIVE 514-like. Lineage: Eukaryota; Viridiplantae; Streptophyta; Magnoliopsida; Poales; Poaceae. The coding region runs from base 101 to 754 and encodes 217 amino acids. Gene Ontology annotation, biological process: chloroplast rRNA processing; chloroplast organization. Gene Ontology annotation, cellular component: chloroplast. The transcript is spliced from 2 exons. The record is from RefSeq and is a predicted model, not a curated record.